Molecule: messenger RNA, 4479 nt
Organism: Plasmodium malariae
Lineage: Eukaryota; Apicomplexa; Aconoidasida; Haemosporida; Plasmodiidae
Product: conserved Plasmodium protein, unknown function
Exons: 2
Coding region: 1-4479 (1492 amino acids)
Molecular function (GO): 5'-3' DNA helicase activity
Source: RefSeq, a predicted model, not a curated record
AUGAUGAAUAUAUUAAAAAACGUAAAAUUAGGAAAAGCCUUCUUUAACACCUUGAACGUAAUGAAAAAAAAUAAUUUUUCAACAAAAGAAAAGAACUACGAAAUAUUUGAAAAUGAAAAUUUUCUAAUUAAAUUUCAAGAAUUAAAAAUGAACAAGAUAAUAUAUAAGAAGGAUUAUAACGAAUAUUUAAAACUGUACAAGAUGUAUAAUCCGAAUUAUGUCAAGCUAACUACAGAAAAAAACAAUUCCUUUAAGUUUUCCAUCUGUUGGAUAAUCAAUGAUAAAACUGUACAUGUGAAUAAUGAAGAGACUAAAAAGAUUAAAGCCUUUACUGUUACCCUAUGUAAUUUAAAAGAAAAGCUGAGCAAACUAGGGGAAAAUUUAAAUCAAGCAGAAGAUGACUUUGUAAUAACUGCAGAGGGAGGGAAAGAGAGUGAACAUGGAAAAAGCUUGAGUAACAUUGUAAGCAAAAGUGGACAGGAUGAUAUAGGUAAAGGUGAAAAGAAUGCAAACUAUGUAAAUAUAACAGGCAACGUGAACAAUAGAAAUGGCGUACAUGGCACAAAUGUAGCACAAAAGAAGGAGGGAAAACGAAUAAAUUUAUGCAAAAGGGUUAAUCAUAAGUACAGGGGCCAUACAGUGGACACUUUGGAAGAGAAAACCUACACAGAAGUAGAUUCAAAUUGUGGACACAUCCCCCCCCGUAUCAAUUACAGCAAUUUCGAAAUACAUGUAAAUAAGAGUGUAAUAAUGAAAGAAGAGGAAAAAAAGGAAACCAGAAUAAAUUAUGUAAAAAUGGCAAAAUUGUGGGAAUUAUUUUUAUUUCAUAAAGAAAAUAAUAAUGUGAAAGAAGAAAAAGUAUAUUUUGAAAUUUUAAAAAAAUUAUUUUUAAAAGCCUCUUUUUUUGAAAAAAAUAAAAAAAAAGAUUUCCAAUUUUUUGAAAAUAUACUAACUUCGUCACUCCUAAAGCCGGAUAUAUUUAUUAGUGUCUUAAAUUUACUUUAUUCAAUUUUUUUUAAUUCAUCAUUAAGUACAAAUAAUGAUAUUAUGAAAAAUGGGAACCAAGUUAAGGGUAGUUGUAACAGUAGUAAUCAUCCUAUUGUAAGUAGCACUGUGAACGGGGCAAAAAUUAAUUCAUGCAGUUGUUUAGUGGAUGGAAAUAGUAUUGUUAAUAGGAAGGAUGUGUAUACAUACAGAGAUCCAGCCAUUACUAAUGUACAUUUUAAACAAAAUAAUAUAGUAGUAAGUGCUAAGAGAAAAAAUAUAAAUGAUACAAUAAAACUUACACACAUUUCUGAUAGCCAACAUGAGUACAAAAAUAGGUCCACUGAAAAUUUAUUACUUAAUUACGAUAUGAUCAGCAAAAUUAGGAGGUACAUACUAAAGUAUUUAUUUAACACUUUCUAUGAAAAACAUUUAGGUCUAAAGAGCCUGCAUGAUACCUUCGAUAUGCAUUACUCAUACAAGUUGAAAUACUGCUCAAGGGAAAAUAAUCUGUUCAAGUUUGUUUCCCUAAACGGGGUUGAAGCGGAAGCUAAAAAUGUUUUAUUGAUUAGGUGUACCAGUAAGAGGAGUGCUGGUGGUACCAACUAUACUGGUAGUACUAGGUGUACUAGGUGUGAUAUUAGCCCUGGAAGUUGUAGUAUUAACGAAGGUACUUGCAGUUGUCGUUGUGAUGGUAGCACAAAGGAUACCUUUUUUCUAGGAUUAGUAAAAAAAGCUCAGCGGAUCAAUGAUUUGUAUGUCCUACAUUUGGAUGUAAAAAAAUAUAAGUUGAGUAAAUGUAACAAAGACAUUAUGUUAUAUGAAGAGAUGAACAUGAAUGAAGAUUAUUAUGAAUGCUACUUAAACAGUAGGAGUAAAAAUUGUACAAAAAUUCUAAAUGAAUAUGCGCAAAAGAAGCAGUAUGCUUCGUGUUCGUGGGUCAACAGUACGCCUUGCACAGAUAACAACAGUAGUAGUAAUUGUAAUAAUAAUAGUAAUAACGUGUAUGAAGCCAUCACGCUGACCGUUCAACUUAAUACCAUCUCGAAUAGAAUAAAAUAUUCCAUGUUGAACCUAUUCGAUAAAAAGGAAUUCUUAAAUAAGGAAAUUAUCCAAGUAUUAUUAAAUGAAGAAAAUGGGCACAUAAGUAAAGGGGAGUUAAAAAUAAACAAGUUUAAUAAAAUAUUAACUAGUGUAGGAGAUUAUAAUUAUUUAAUUGAAGAAGCCAUAAAUAAAUUCUUACAACACAGAAAAAAGGAAAUUAAUUAUUUUAAUGUAUCAGACAAUGAUUUGAUAAAAAAGGAUCAAAUAAUAAAUAUAUUGUACAAAAAAUUGAAGAAUGACCAAAAUGAAUUUACCAAACUGUGUAAUAUAUAUAAAAAAUUUGACAUAUAUCAAAAAAGUGUUUUAUACGAUAUCUUAGUUAAUGAGAAGCUGGUGCCCGUACACUUGGUUCACGGCGCCCCGGGAAGCGGAAAGAGCGACCUCAUUUCUUUCAUAAUAUACGUGUUGACGCUUGAAAAAAAGAACAACGUUUUUGUUGGAACGAGUAAACACAUAUCGGUGCAAAAUAUACGAAACAAAUUACAUCAUUUGAAUCUAAGCUUGAAUAGAGAUACCAUGAAUAGAAGAAUUCAUCAAAAAUCAGAUGUAUAUAUUGACACCAUAUAUCAAGCAUUUAAAAUAAAAGAAAAGAAGAUAAAACAUUUAAUUAUUGAUGAAGCUUCAAGUCUAUCAGAAUACAGUAGUUUGAUUUGUCUAAAUUUGAAUUGUGAUUAUAUAUACGCUUUUGGAGAUGACAAACAGUUAACAUUUCCAAGUGUUAUAAAUGAAAAGAAGAGAUUAGAAAUAAAUUAUUUAAGUAUAUUUGAAAAAUUAAAAAAGCAUAAAAACAUAAAGUGUCAUUAUUUGUUAAUACAAUAUAGAUUAAUUUUCCCAAUAUAUUUAUUUACAUCUUUUUAUUUUUAUAAAAAAAAAUUGAUUGCCUCAAAAAAUAUUGUAGAUAACUUUUUUCAUUCGCAUAUUAUGAACAAAUCCAUCUUUUUUCAAAUUUUAUCAAAUUACAAUUCUUCAACCAAUUUAAAAAAAAAAUUCUCACAAAAUGUUGGUAUCCCAAUUUUAUUUAUUGAUACAUAUGAUGAAGUAUUUAACCAUCAAACGUUCGAAGAAAAGAUUAAUUACUCUUAUAUAAAUCCAUUCGAGGCUCAGGUCAUUUUAAAAUUAACACAAAUUUUGACCUUAACAAGUCAGCAGAAUGUUGCUGUUUUGACACCCUAUACUAGCCAAAAAUUGUAUAUACAAAAAAUGUUAGAGGACAGCGACGCGUACAGAUAUAAUGAUAAUAACAGUGAUAAUAAUUAUUAUGAUAGUAAUAACAAUAAUUAUUCCAAUAACAGUAAUAACAAUAAUUAUUACAGUAACAGUAAUAACAAUAAUUAUUACAGUAACAGUAAUAACAAUAAUUAUUACAGUAACAACAAUAACAACAACAAUAGUAACAACAAUAACAACAACAAUAGUAACAACAAUAACAACAGUAGUAACAACAAUAACAACAGUAGUAACAACAAUAACAACAGUAGUAACAACAAUAACAACAGUAGUAACAACAAUAACAAUAGUAGUAACAACAAUAACAACAGUAGUAACAACAAAAAUUAUUAUAAUAAUAAUAGCACAUGCCACGAUAAUGAAAUGUAUCGGAAGAGAGAAAACUAUGAAAUGUAUGAAAAUAUUCUGUAUCAAAAAGAGUUUAAUAAUUCGUGCAAUAAAGUUCAAGUAGACAAAACUAUUACUACUACUGCUAAGAAACAGGGGCAUAUAUCGCCUCGUGCUAACCGUAGCUCUUAUACACACAUAUUCAAUUUUUUUAAAAACACAAAUAAGGAAAAUAGAUUAAAUGAAUCUAAUUAUCAUUCAGAAGAUAAAAAUGUAAAAUUAGAUGACCUGGAUAUGUGUAAUUCUAAUCAAUUUAUUACUACUGACAAAAUGCCCCAGCUAUAUUUCUCAAAAUGUAAGGGGAAAUAUAGUAACAAUUUAGCCUCGUCAGAGGUAAAAAUCCAUUUAAAAUGUAAAACAACAAAUAAUUGCAGUGGUAUGAAUAGUGAUCAUAAGAAUGACUUUUACGGAAAUAAGCUAAUUGAUUUGUUUAAUAGACCAAACGAUAAUGUAGUAUCAACUUAUAAUUCCGAGGACAGAGAAAAUUGCAACACUUUACAUAAAAAUGUGCAUACAAUUGACAGCUACCAGGGGUGCGAAAAUGACUUAAUUAUUAUAAGUACAGUUAGAUCAAAUGACAAAAAUAUUUUAGGCUUCCUAAAUGAUGAAAAGCGAAUGAACGUUUUGUUAACCAGAAUGAAAAAAGGAAUUAUUAUCGUUGGAAAUUCAAAUACACUAAGGAAUAAUUUUUUCUGGAAUGAAUUUAUAUCAUUUCUUGACUUCUUUAAUUCAAGAAAGUCUAUUUUGAGUUUUCCCCGCUUAAGCAGUUUCAAAUGA